This is a messenger RNA of Acipenser ruthenus (sterlet), 1338 nucleotides long. RefSeq names its product alpha-amylase-like. The record is from RefSeq and is a predicted model, not a curated record. Gene Ontology annotation, biological process: cell surface receptor signaling pathway; immune response; cellular response to lipopolysaccharide. Bases 1 to 927 code for a protein of 308 amino acids. NCBI's taxonomy places the organism in Eukaryota, Metazoa, Chordata, Actinopteri, Acipenseriformes, Acipenseridae. Gene Ontology annotation, cellular component: external side of plasma membrane. The transcript has 5 exons.
AUGCACCGACGCAACUCGGGGAAGAUGUCAAGUUUGAGGGAAGUUAUGAAUAAACUGUACAGCUCCGAGGCCAUGGAGUGGAACGCAAACGAGAAAGACUUCGUCGUGGCUGGGAUGAUUAUGAACAAGGGCUCAGCUGCUUUAAUGAUGACACAGACCCAAACACUUUGGAGAGAUACACGCGCCUCAGAUUGCUCUGCACAAGACCAUGUUGCUGUCUCUGGCUCAGCUGGGGGGAGAGCAGUGCUGCCCUGUUCUUACACCCCCACCCGUGGGCAGGAUGUAGCAGUCACAUGGUAUGCAUAUCCAGAUAAGAGUUCAGUUCUAUUAAUCUACUCAGAGCCCCCCUCAGCACCCAUCCCUGCGCAGUGGAGCGGCCGAGUGAAACUGUCUGAUGAAGUCUCCUCUGGAAACGCCUCUCUGCUAAUCUCUGAGCUCACACUGGAGGACACUCGGGAUUACACGUGUACAGUGAGGAUCAAUGGGAAAUAUGUCACUUACAGGAAUGUUAAACUGACAGUUCAAGAACCUCCAAAGAGAGAUUCAACUACUUCAGGAACAACAACGACCACAACCCAGACAACUAGACCAUCAGCAACCCCGACAACUAGACCAUCAGCAACUCCGACAACUAGACCAUCAGCAACUCCGACAACUAGACCAUCAGCAACUCCCGCUAUCCUCUCUGCAGUAGCCGUCUCUGCUGUCAUCGGCAUCAUAGGUGCUGCAGUCUUUGCCAUUUUAAAGUACAAAAGGAGAGCAGCGAAUGCUAAUGGAAAUAACCAGAAUGCUGGAGAUCAGAAUGCGAGCUCAGACUUGGUUUCCUACACUGUAAUCGAUCACACAAGACAGCCGGGAGGAGCCCCAGUCCGGUCAGGGGUCAGUGCUGUGGACAAUACGGAGUACGCCACUGUCCAGAUCCACUGAUAGGACACUUCUCACCCAGCCACCAGGGAUACAAGAGAGCUUCAAAAACAAGAUGAACCAAGGACUUGACUAACAUUGAUUUACUGCAGCGCUUCAAUGAAUCAUACCAACUCUGAUGAGAACAAUAAACACAGCUAGCCACUAACAAGCAACUACCUGACAUUCUUAAUUCAAUCUUAACCGUUUCACUGCCACUGCUAAUAGUCCACACCAGUCCCAAGCUGAGCUCCUGCAGGUAGUGUGAUCCCAGCCUCAAAGAGAAGCCAGUCCUCCUCAUUGCAGUGUUCAUCCACAUUGUUAACGAGAGCCUUUACAGCAGGAGAUCGCUCACCAGCAGAGAUGCGUCAUGAAAGAGGCCCCAAGGGGCUCUUGCUUCAUGACUGCAAGCCCUUGAAUGUAUGCGCGUGUAGG